Myxozyma melibiosi is the source of this 1619-nucleotide messenger RNA. Its product is annotated as ATP-dependent RNA helicase eIF4A. Gene Ontology annotation, molecular function: RNA helicase activity; ATP binding; RNA binding. Bases 152 to 1342 code for a protein of 396 amino acids. The transcript has 5 exons. Lineage: Eukaryota; Fungi; Ascomycota; Lipomycetes; Lipomycetales; Lipomycetaceae. The record is from RefSeq and is a predicted model, not a curated record.
UGUCAGACGGCUCCCAAAAAUUUUUUCUCUUCCCUCCUUUCUUGCCCCAGUAGAGCACUACUACAGCUUCCCUUUUUCUGCUAUCUUCACCGAAGCAGACCCCCUUUCCUACUCCACUUGUCUUCUUAUCAGAGAUAAAAAACCACCCAACAUGGCCGACCAGCAGCUUACAGAUAUCGCCGGAGAUCAGAUUGAGUCGAACUACGAUGAGGUUGUCGAUGAGUUCGAUGCCAUGGAUCUGAAGCCCGAGUUGCUCAGAGGAAUUUUCGCUCACGGUUUCGAGCACCCUUCCUCCAUCCAGCAGCGUGCUAUCAUGCCCGUCAUCAAGGGCCGUGAUGUUCUCGCCCAGGCCCAGUCCGGUACCGGAAAGACUGCCACUUUCUCGAUCUCCGUUCUCCAGAAGAUUGACACCAACGUCAAGCAGUGCCAGGCUCUUAUCCUCGCCCCUACCCGUGAGCUUGCCCAGCAGAUCUUGAAGGUCGUCCUCGGAAUCGGCGAGUACAUGAACGUCACCUGCCACGCCUGCAUUGGUGGUACUGCCAUCAGAGAUGACGUCCGAAUCCUCCAGGAGGGUGUUCAGGUCGUUGUCGGAACCCCUGGUCGUGUCCACGAUAUGAUCCAGCGUCGUGCUCUGCGCACUGACAACAUCAAGCUCUUCGUUCUCGAUGAGGCCGAUGAGAUGCUUUCGCAAGGUUUCAAGGACCAGAUCUACGACAUCUUCCAGCUUCUCCCUCCCUCCACCCAGGUUGUCCUUCUUUCGGCUACCAUGCCCAAGGAGGUCCUCGAGGUCACCACCAAGUUCAUGCGUGAUCCCGUCAGAAUUUUGGUGAAGAAGGAUGAACUUACCCUUGAAGGUAUCCGACAGUUCUACGUUGCUGUCGAGAAGGAGGACUGGAAGCUCGACACUCUUACCGAUCUGUACGAGACUGUUACUAUCACACAGGCUGUCAUCUUCUGCAACACCAGAAGAAAGGUCGACUGGUUGACCGACCAGCUCCGCGCCAAGGACUUCACUGUCUCGGCCAUGCACGGAGACAUGGACCAGAACCAGAGAGAUGUCAUUAUGUCUGAGUUCCGAUCCGGAUCCUCGCGUGUGCUUAUCACCACCGAUCUGCUGGCCAGAGGUAUCGAUGUCCAGCAGGUUUCGCUUGUCAUCAACUACGACUUGCCCGUCAACAAGGAGAACUACAUCCACAGAAUCGGUCGUGGUGGUCGUUUCGGUCGUAAGGGUGUUGCCAUCAACUUCUUGACCGACGAUGAUGUCAAGGUCAUGAGAGAUAUCGAACAGUUCUACAGCACCCAGAUCGAGGAGAUGCCCAUGGACGUUGCUGACCUUAUAUAAAUGCAGUAACCGUUUGUUGGUGAUAAUACUACUACAUUAACCUAGUUGUAGUGAAUGAAAAUUUGUUGCUUUUUUCUCUCUUUUUCUUUUCCAUUCGUCGUGCUUAUUUUGUUGAAUGAUCAUUUCAAACGCUUCUUCUUUUUUUGUGUAUUCCGAUGCUUCUCUUCCCUUUUCUUCACUGAAGACUCUUUGGCGACGUAAAAAGCCUGGCUGUAAUGUAGCAAUCUUUUCAUGAUAAUAUAAAGUCGAGAUAAUAAUAAGCGAAGCGGUGAAUAUU